This is a messenger RNA of Aedes albopictus (Asian tiger mosquito), 5142 nucleotides long. RefSeq names its product voltage-dependent calcium channel subunit alpha-2/delta-3-like (gene Ca-Ma2d). Gene Ontology annotation, cellular component: voltage-gated calcium channel complex. Gene Ontology annotation, molecular function: voltage-gated calcium channel activity. The transcript is spliced from 14 exons. The record is from RefSeq and is a predicted model, not a curated record. Lineage: Eukaryota; Metazoa; Arthropoda; Insecta; Diptera; Culicidae. Bases 388 to 4035 code for a protein of 1215 amino acids.
UUCGUCAAAAACGCACAUUGGACGAAGCAAGAAGUCGUCGCGGUGGAAAACUGAACCACAACAACCCCACAUCGGACGCGACGCGGCGGAAAAUUCUCACCCAAUCGGUGCCCCAAAAUAGCUUUCCUCACCGUGCUCAGUCUCGAACGGACCGCGGUCGCGUACGGAAGGCGUAGUUCAUUUCACCAUCGCUCGGGAAAAUUUUCAUCUUCUCUCUUCAUCAUCCCAGGACGGAUCCAUUUCAUGCAAUGGUGGCAGAGCGGUUCUGGUAGCAAGUGGAAAAUCGAAACGUUGCGGUCAUUUCCCACGUGGGAAUCGUAGGUUUACUGGUGGAAAUAUGUGUGUUAGAUAAUAUUAUUAGUGAUAGAGUGCAAUUUAGGGGUGGAAAUGAGUGCUAAAGUGGGAAAAAUGAGUCCUAAACGUGGGCUCAUGCUGAGCAUCGCUAUAUUCCUUUUAUGGAUGAAAUUGCCGGACCAAAGUGCUGAUGCAACUGUACAGACUGAAAUUAUGGAAAAAUGGGGUGACAACUUUGGGGAAGAACUGUGGGACCUAGCGCAAACCAUGACAAAGGCUAGCGAAAUCACCCAGAAAUACAAGGCAUACAAUGCCCGGGUGGAGCACAAAGACGGCACCAGCCUGAUCAAAUCGAUCGUCGAGAACGUCGGCCGGAUGUUGAUCCGCAAGAUGGACGCCAUCAAGUGCAUCAUCAACAUGGCCGAGCAGUUGUCCGAGGAGUUCGAGUUCAACGAUACCAUCGCGAGCAACUUCACGUACUAUGCGAGCAAGUAUUCGAAUAUUGAUGGUCGGCCCGCACCUGAUAUACCGUCGACGUUGGAAGAGAACAUCUGGAUGUAUCGGAAUAUGUCCCUCAAUCCGGAUACGCACUUCUUCAACAUCUCGGUGAAUACUUCGUACAGUUCGGUACACGUGCCGCAGAACGUCUACGAUCGGUACCCGUGGGUGAUGGAAGCUCUGCAGUGGUCCGAGGCGUUGGACGACGUGUUCAUGCAGAACUACAAUUCGGAUCCGGCACUGUCGUGGCAGUACUUCGGUUCCUACACGGGUAUUUUGAGGCAUUAUCCGGCGCUGGAGUGGGACCGCGAUCAAGUGGACACUUUCGACUGUCGGAAGCGUUCGUGGUACAUUGAAACGGCGACCUGCUCAAAGGAUAUUGUGAUCCUGCUGGACAACUCCGGUUCGAUGACCGGUUAUCGUAACUACAUCGCUCAAUUAACAGUUAAAAGUGUAUUGGAUACGUUUUCCAAUAACGACUUCAUCAACAUCUAUAAGUAUUCGAAUGAUGUGGAUCCGUUGAUCGACUGCUUUUCGGAUAUGCUUAUUCAAGCAACCCCGGAGAACAUUCGGUUCAUGAAUGAAAAGGUACGAGAGUUGGAACCUGAUGGUUAUGCCAAUGUAAAGAAGGCCUUCGUAAAGGCUUUCGAGCUGUUGCAACAUUACCGUGAGAUGCGCCGGUGCAACGAGACGGUCAGUGGUUGCAACCAGGCUAUAAUGUUGAUCACCGACGGGGUGCCCAGCAACAUUACGGACGUGUUCGAACAGUACAACUGGUUCGAAAACGGGACCAAAAUUCCGGUGCGAGUUUUCACCUACCUGCUGGGGCGCGAGGUUACCAAGGUACGGGAGAUCCAAUGGAUGGCUUGUCUGAAUCGUGGCCACUACUCGCACAUCCAAUCGCUGGAUGAGGUGCAGGAGGAGGUGCUGAAGUAUGUAACUGUGAUAGCAACCCCUUUGGUACUGCAAGGGGUGGAACAUCCGCCGACGUGGACGCACGCGUUUACGGAUACGGCGGAGAAUCUUCAAUCUGAUGCCGAUGACGAUGAACCACCUCGACUGAUGAUUGCCGUCGGAGCACCGGCUUUCGAUCGGAAAGCCAAUCACUAUAAUGAAACUCGGACGGCGCGAUUACUGGGAGUUGCAGGAACGGAUAUUCCUCUCGAAGAUCUUGAUGACCAGACCCUGCCAUAUAAGCUCGGAGUAAACGGAUAUUCCUUCAUCGUAAGUAACAACGGGUACGUGGUGAUGCACCCCGAUUUGCGGCCUGUCUACAAGCGUCGUCUCAAAGAGAACUACAACAGCAUAGAUUUGACGGAGAUUGAACAAGUUCUAAACGACAUCAUGGAGGCGUCGGAUGAAACUUUGACCGGUCGAGAAGUGAAUCCUCAGAUGGAAGCCCUCAGAGAGAAUUUGGUGUUCUCCAAGUCGGGCAAAAUGUUGAAGGUUCCGGUGCGUUUUCAUUACGAUAAAAUGCGACGUGUGUCGCUGGAAUACCAGGACUAUUACUACGAACCACUGGAGAACACACCGUUCUCGUUGGGUCUAGUGCUGCCACACGACUACGGUAACACCUGGAUCAAGGUCGGAGACGAAAUCAAACGGAACCAGCAUAUGGGCCUCAAUAUAUCGGACUUCUUCGUUGGAGAGAACUGGAAGCUACAUCCGGACUGGAUCUACUGCAAGUACCACUACCUGGAAGGUCACGAGUUCAAAACACCGGAGGACGAGCUGCGGCACUUUUUGGUGCGACUGUACGAACCCAACUGGAAGUGGUUCCAGCAGUAUGAGUCAGAACCGGAUGAUGUGGAAAAAGAUGGUGACGAACCGAACUGUGGUAGAAAGACGCUGGACGAUGAUGCUUACUAUUGCAAUAAGGAGCUAGUUCAGCUGUUGGUAUUCGACGCGAAGGUGACGAAUACCAGCUACAGAAGUUGGGAAUUUGAGAAUGAGAACGAACGCAGAAUCAUCGAUAUGUACAAUGCCACGUUGCGCUUCGUGGCAACCAUGAGUGGCCUUACGAGGUGGCAGUUCAUUUUUGGGGAGGUUGAAGUAGAAUCGGACAAUGAAUUCGGUGACUAUCACAAAAAGGCAAUCGACGAGACUUGGUACAGAAGUGCCAUUUUGCAGCACAAAAUCGAUCCGAAAAGUUUCGUGUAUUCGGUUUCUCAUGCUUCGGACGAAAUGGAGGACGAGGAGAUCAAAGUUACGGCUUCGAUGGGAAUAUUUCCCAGAGAUGGUGGUCUGGAAGCACCGGGCUGUGUGACAGGGUUCCAGUUUUCGCAUCAGCUGAUGUACGAACGAUUCAUGGAAAUCACUUCGAAAACGACUUGUGAUGGUUGCAUAGAAACAUGCAGUUCGGAGAGUCGUGACUGUUACGUGAUCGAUCACAACGGUUAUGUGAUUUUGUCGGAGACGUACAACGAUACAGGCCGAUUCUUCGGUGAAAUACAAGGUGCCAUCAUGCAGUCGAUGGUGAACAAGGAAAUAUUCUCCAUGAUAACGGUGUACGAUCUGCAAGGACUGUGCGAACACGAACGAGUGUCUGCGAACGAUGCUUUCUCGUUGAUGCAUCCCUUGCGAGUCCUGAUGCUGGGAAUAAACUGGUUGAUUACCGAGUUCUUUAUCACCUUAUCUAAGUUCGACUUUUGGGUGCACGGCAUUCCUAGCCCUGAGUAUGAUUACGACACUGGAGUUGAGUACGAAGAUUCCGACUACAGUGAUGUGCCGCGUAAAAAACCGAAGAAGCCUCUCGUGGAUGAGGAAGAGGAGUACUUCAACCGUCCCAAGGAAAUCAAAAUGGAAACUGUCUACGAAGCGUGCGACAAGAAGUCCAAUCUGUACGUCAUGCAGCAGGAUAAGUUCAUCAAGGGAGAUGGAUUUUUCUACGAGUUCGAACCGGUCAACCCGAUGGAACUGCUGCACCGACCCUACUUCGCCAAACGGGUUCCACGGUCCAAUCUACUCAUGGUCAUCGUCGAAAGCGAGUAUCCAUCGGAUCAUGUGAUCUUAUCGGCAGCCCCACAGAACGUCAUCCACAAUGGAACCCAGGAGCUGCCGUGCGUCAAAACAAGGUUAAACUUUUUACCCCGCCGACGGCUGGAGGAAUGCUACACCGAGCAUCCUGACGAGGACAUCGUAGCUCAAUGUGGUGCGGCCUCCCAGCCAGCCAUUCAACUGACUGUAGUGAUAUCGUCUCUAGUAUCACUUUUGUUAUAUCGAUGUGCCCAAACAAUAGUAUAAUCUUAAACUAAACCAAUCAAACCUGGAGUUAGCAAACAAUUGAUACUAUCGGUCGAAACCAAAGUCUUUGUACACCGUAGGAAUAGAGGAAAACGUUUUCGAGCAAGCAUAUACCUGUAGAUGAGAAAACUUUUUUACUGAAACAAUUAGGAGGCAAGUGAGAUUUUUUCGCAAUUACCUACUUUCCAUUUAGGAAAGAACAACAUACGGAAGGAUCCAAAUUUGUUAGGAAACUAUUUUUCUUUCUAUAGCGAAACGCACAUUCAAGUGAAAGGACCCUUGGAAUCUAUACAAUCAGGAUGAGUCAAUCUUUUGCACUUGUAAACACUUACGUCCACGAUUUUGCCAUUCAAAGACAGAUCAUUUCCGCCCCUUCAUCCUCUCUCUGUCGUUCAUAACGCUUUUAUUCCUUCCCUUCCUUCACAUUUCACUGAUAUCGUUCGAGUCCAUUUCGAGCACCACGCGCUGUCCUACACUCACACAUCGCACCACACCAACCUAUAGCGUUGAGUUGCUCGAAUCCGAAAAACGACGACACGAGUGUUUUAUCAUUCCUUUUAACGCGAGCUGCACUCUUUAAUACACUAGGACGGAAAUACAAACGGAAUAUACAGAACCUCAGUCAAUAAUACUCAAACGUGAAGGGAUACCAACGGAUUUCCCGUUGCACAAGACAAUGUUGUUUUUUAUUUUUGAUAUAUGAAAUUGUUACUGUAAAGCUGAAAGUGUGUCAGGAAAAAAAGCCAAUUUGUAUGAAAAAAAAAACUUGUUUUGAUUUUAAAAAUCUUAGAAAAAAUGUAGUUCAUCAACUAGAAAACAGACAAUUAGACAAUUGUAAAUAUCGUUAGAGUAAAAAAGCAUACUUUCUCAGACACGACCAUCAUUUCAUUCGAUGCUUGGGAGGGAGUUACUCAGAAUGCAAUAUUUAGAAAAAAAAAUGACGACAUCAACACCGCAGUAGUCAUAGGGAGUAGCUAGUAAAAGUCGUCUUUUUAAUGGGAGUUUUAUUCAGUUGAUGCAGUUAUUGAGACAUUUAUAAGUUGAUAGUUUGUUCGAUGUAACGAGAGGUAUAACGGAACACUCUGAUAUAAGAUUGUUGUUAAGUUA